GGGACCUCCAGCCCUACCCACUCAGCAAUGUCCCCCCUCCCCACAGCCCCCCUGCACAGCACCUACCACGAGGACGGGCCCCCCUCCUACUAUGACAACCAGGACUUCCCGUCGGCGCACUGGGACGACAAGAGCAUCCGACAGGCCUUCAUCCGCAAGGUGUUCCUGGUGCUCACGCUGCAGCUGACCGUCACCUUCGCCUUUGUGACCGUCUUCACCUUCGUCAAAGGUGUGCGGGGCUUCGUGCAGCGCAACGUGUGGACGUACUACGUGUCCUACGCCGUGUUCUUCAUCUCCCUCAUCGUCCUCAGCUGCUGCGGCGACUUCCGCCGCAAGCACCCCUGGAACCUCGUGUCCCUGGUGAGCUGGGGGCUGGCCCUG
Messenger RNA from Neopelma chrysocephalum (saffron-crested tyrant-manakin), 381 nucleotides. RefSeq names its product protein lifeguard 1-like. Gene Ontology annotation, cellular component: membrane; Golgi apparatus; endoplasmic reticulum. The transcript has 2 exons. Gene Ontology annotation, biological process: negative regulation of apoptotic signaling pathway. The annotation marks the transcript as partial. The record is from RefSeq and is a predicted model, not a curated record. Lineage: Eukaryota; Metazoa; Chordata; Aves; Passeriformes; Pipridae.